Populus trichocarpa (black cottonwood) is the source of this 715-nucleotide messenger RNA. Its product is annotated as probable E3 ubiquitin-protein ligase HIP1. Gene Ontology annotation, molecular function: ubiquitin protein ligase activity. Lineage: Eukaryota; Viridiplantae; Streptophyta; Magnoliopsida; Malpighiales; Salicaceae. Bases 20 to 271 code for a protein of 83 amino acids. The record is from RefSeq and is a predicted model, not a curated record. The transcript has 2 exons.
UUUGGCUCUGGAGGAGCAAAUGGGAAAUGUUUCCACCGGAUUAAGUGAGGAUGCUAUUGUGGCAACUCUAAAGCAUUGGAAGUAUCAAGCAGUUGCAGAUGGGUCUGACAGUGAAGAUGAACCAUGCUGCAUCUGUCAGGAGGCAUAUGCUGAUGAAGAUGAUCUUGGGAAGCUGAAAUGUGGGCAUGACUUUCACUUCAACUGCAUUAAGAGGUGGCUCGUAGAGAAGAACAAUUGCCCCAUCUGCAAAAAAGCAGCCGUGGAUGUUUGAGAUCACUAGUUUUGUCUCUGGACAAUCGUCCUUGCCCAUGGACCAUUGUUCUUAGCCAUUUGCUGACAUUAUCUUCCUUUGAUUAUAGAACUGUUAUCAAUAACUAUAAUAAGCAAGUUCAUGAGAUGCCUCGGUGUUUCAUGCUUCAGUUUUGUUUCAUGGCCUGGACCUCAAACAGGGUAGAACACACUCCUGUUACAAGAUUCUGCAGUAUGGCAUCCAAUUUUCAAGAAUCUCAUCUCCAAUUCCUUGAGCCUUAUGUUAAUGGAUGCUGGAAGCAGCAUUUUGAGACUGUUGUCGCUUAUCAGGUUAUAGAUAGACAUAUGGAACACAGCCAUGGAGAAUUGAACAUUGACGAUGUGACUCCAUUUAGACAGUAUUAAAGUUUACAGUUACAAAUAUUGGAAUGAAAACAUAAUGAAAUAAAAACCUCUUUAUACUUGA